Molecule: messenger RNA, 7663 nt
Organism: Cotesia glomerata
Lineage: Eukaryota; Metazoa; Arthropoda; Insecta; Hymenoptera; Braconidae
Product: discoidin domain-containing receptor 2-like
Exons: 24
Coding region: 620-5380 (1586 amino acids)
Biological process (GO): multicellular organism development; cell surface receptor protein tyrosine kinase signaling pathway; protein phosphorylation
Cellular component (GO): signaling receptor complex
Molecular function (GO): collagen binding; protein tyrosine kinase collagen receptor activity; ATP binding
Source: RefSeq, a predicted model, not a curated record
CCAUGGGUUUUAUAGCAGCCGUCUCUCUCCAUAUCGCCGUAGUUGCUCCUGCUUGUACAGAUAGAUAGACACUUCUGUCUUCUGUCAGUUAGUGCCGCGCCGCGGUCACGAAACCAACAAUUUUAAUUAAAUUAUCACAAUAAAUGUAUGGAGUUUUACAAGUUAUUGUUUAUUAUUGAAUUAUUAUUCGAUGUACAUACAUAAUAAUUAUUGCUAGUAUUACCGCGAAGAAUAGUUGACCAAUGCCAUGGGCACUUCACGAACUGUUUCUCGUGUAUUUUCAAGGUCGUUUAUAAUCAUAACAAUGUGAAUUUUGCCAGAGUGCACUGUGAUUCUUUGUGAUUAAAAUUCCAUAUCGUGAAUUAUUAAUAAUAAAUAGAUUAUUUUAUUAUUUUUUAAUUUUAAAUUUAAAUCUUAUUACCAACUAAACCAUGAAUGGAUUACUGAAGAUUUUGUGUUUAUUUAUCCGAUAAGUUCAUGCUAAGCUUUAUUUUUUUACUGACCUGGCUUUUUGGAUAUUAUCCUGUUACAAAAAGACCUACAACAAGUAUCAUCAACUGUGACUAUGAGAUUCGAGUAGCCCUCGUGAAAGUAAUCGGCAUUUAAAACGUCUGUCGUAAUGAAUAACCUGCGGCUGUUUUAUCUUUUUUACCUUUUCAUUCUCUAUCUUAACGAUGGAGAAGCUAUAGACAUAUCACAAUGCAUUGCCCCUUUGGGAAUGGAAGCAGGAAUCAUUCCAGACGCCGACAUCACAGCAAGCUCGAGCUUUGACAGUAGCAACGUCGGACCACAAUUUGCACGAUUGAAACAAGAACGACAUGGCGGUGCUUGGUGUCCAAAACAACAGGUCACAACAGAGCCGCAUGAAUGGCUAGAAAUAGAUUUGCACACCAUGCACGUUAUUACUGCUACUGCAACUCAGGGACGCUUUGGAAAUGGAGUUGGAGUUGAAUUUGCAGAAGGAUAUAUCCUUGAAUACUGGAGACCAAAGCUCGGCAAAUGGGUCCGAUAUAAAGAUGUUCGCGGUGAAGAAGUAAUAAAAGGCAAUACAAAUACAUAUCUAGAAUCGAAACACGAGCUCGAACCAGCAAUUUGGGCGACGAAAAUUCGAUUCCUCCCGUACAGUUAUCAUUAUCGUACCGUCUGUAUGCGCGUCGAAUUGUAUGGAUGCCCAUGGAAUGAUGGUAUUGUAUCAUACUCGAUGCCACAGGGCGAUAAACGGGGCAAUUGGGAAUUCUUCGAUGCUACCUAUGAUGGAUUUUGGGAUGAUGAAUUGCAACGAGGCUUAGGACAACUUACGGACGGUCGUACCGGACCAGAUGACUUCAAAAUGGGAUACUAUGGUGAUGAUCGAAGUCAAGGAUGGGUCGGAUGGAGAAAUGACACAAGAGCUGGACACCCACUCGAUAUUAAAUUUGAAUUUGAUCGUGUCAGAGAGUUUUCAGCUGUUCAUAUCUUUUGCAAUAAUCAAUUCACUAAAGAUGUACAGGUUUUUUCCGAAGUAAAUAUAUCAUUCAGCAUUGGUGGAAAAUGGUAUAUAAGUGAUCCAAUAAUUUAUGCGUACAUAGAAGAUAAAAUAUUUGAAACUCCACGAAAUGUGUCAAUAAAACUUCACCAUCGCAUUGGUAGAUUCAUAAAAUUACGAUUUACUUUAGCGGCCAAGUGGCUUAUGAUAAGUGAGAUCACUUUUGAUUCUGACAUAGCCCAUGGGAAUUUUACGCCAGAAUCUCCCCCCUCGACCGAGUCACCACGUACAAAGAACCAAAGUACCUCAAAAGAUAUUCCACUGCAAGCGGAAAUUCCUAUCUCAACGGCUAAACAGGACGAUCCAACGUAUAUGGCUGUUAUAAUCGGUGUACUGACAGCUGUAAUACUUUUAUUAGCUGUUGCAAUAUUUUUCAUCGUAUCGCAUCAUCGGCAAAGGAAGAACUUUGCCAGUUCUCUUGAUGCUAAAGAAUCAAUACCUUCUGGUAAUCAUCAACAUUUAUCACCAGAAUCAGCUUACGGUACAACUGGAGAAAAAGAUUCGUCAUUAAUGACGUACAGAGUUGAAGAUUUUGAUGAUCGUUAUGCUGGUGCUAAAUUAACAACGUUACCGCGUGAUUUAAAUGAUCGUUUACUCGGUGAUGUUAGAUUAGAUGAAUACCAGGAACCGUUUCAUGAAAAUAAAUAUCGAGAACCAUCGCAAGCUACUUAUUAUGGUUAUAGUACCGUUGUUAUUGACAAUAAGGAUUUGCAUGAUAAUAUUGAAUGCUCAGAUCCCACAUAUGAUUAUGCGGUUCCAAUACCAGUACCUAGUACCAGUAGCGAGCAUGAAAGUGUCUUUUCGAAAACAUCGUCGAGAGGUAGCGCUAAGGCAUGUUUGCAGAGUUUUUUUCCACCGCCACCGCCACCGAUAAGCGUCCCACCAAGUCGGGGAUCUAACAACGUAGUCUAUUCAAGUUCUCCAAGCCCUCAACUAAUCUCUGAGCGUGAACGGAGAGGAAGCAAACGUCGGGAGCACACGCACAAUAGAUACGCAUUAAACGAUAAUAAGGUAGACUUUAUGUCAACGAUGAAAAUCUCACGCUUCUGUGACGUUGUCUCAUUAAUUAUUCAGCGAUUUUUCAUGUGUCUUUUUUGUAUUGCCUCAACAGCACGCAGUAUAGAUCUUUCACAAUGUAUAAAUCCAUUAGGAAUGGAAUCCGGGGCAAUCUCAGAUGCAGACAUUACUGCAAGUUCUAGUUUCGAUAGUGGAAAUGUGGGACCCCGUCAAUCAAGACUCAGGACCGAAAAUCAUGGAGGAGCCUGGUGUCCUAAAGACGAAAUUACCAGUGAGCCUCGUGAAUGGCUUGAAAUCGAUUUGCAUUCUGUACAUGUGAUCACUGGUACAAAUACUCAAGGCCGUUUUGGAAAUGGAUUGGGAGUUGAGUACGCAGAGGGUUAUUUGUUAGAAUAUUGGCGCCCGCGGCUCGGUAAAUGGGUACGGUACAGAGACAUCAAAGGAAAGGAGAUCCUUAAAGGAAAUACAAAUACCUAUUUAGAGAACAAGCAUGAAUUAGAUCCACCAUUGUGGGCAAGUAAAAUAAGAUUUUUCCCCUACAGUAAUCAUCGGCGAACUGUUUGUAUGCGAGUUGAGUUAUACGGGUGUCUUUGGACGGAUGGUAUAGUGGCUUACUCGAUGCCCCAAGGCGACACGAGAGGAAAUGAAUGGGAGUUCUUUGAUGCAAGUUACGAUGGCCACUGGGAUGGGGAAUUACGUCGUGGUUUAGGACAAUUAGUUGAUAGCAAAAUUGGACCGGAUAAUUUUAAAAUGGGAUACUAUGAUUCUGCUCGUAGUCAAGGAUGGGUCGCUUGGAGAAACGAUACUCGUGCCAAUGAACCUAUCGAAAUAAAAUUUGAAUUCGAUACUGUACGAGAAUUUGCUGCGGUUCAUCUUUACUGUAAUAAUCAAUUCAGUAGAGAUGUACAAGUAUUUUCGCAAGUAGAUGUGUUAUUCAGUAUUGGAGGAACUUAUUUCAGUGGUGAACCGAUUGUUUAUACAUACAUGGAGGAUAAAAUAUUCGAAACUUCACGUAAUAUUACAAUUAAACUUCACCACCGUGUUGGAAAAUUCAUAAUAUUACGUCUCCACUUUUCAUCAAAAUGGAUUAUGCUUAGCGAAGUUAUAUUUGAUUCUGAUAUAGCUCACGGUAAUUUUACACCAGAAGAAUUUGUGACAACAGAUUUAUCAUCACUGCCAGACGAGUUUUUCAUAAACAAUAAAAAUGCAGUAUCAGACAGUGAACUUCCAGUAUUAACAGCCCAGCAUGAUGAUCCUACAUAUAUGGCAGUGGUAAUUGGUGUUCUUACAGCAAUAAUUUUAUUAUUAGCUGUAGCGAUAUUUUUUAUCGUAUCACGGCAUAGACAGCGUAAAUGUUUUGCAAGUCCUGUAGCAGUAAAAGUUCCCUCGCAUCUUGGGUCAACGUGUGCGACUGUUGAAAAAGGAGCCGCACUAAUGGCUUACACAUUAGAAGAAGACGAAGGACGAUACGCUGGUGGUGGCACAACUUCAACAUUACCGCGUGAACUUGACAAUCGACUUUUAGACCUCGUUAAAUUAGAUGAGUACCAAGAGCCUUAUCAAGCUCUUAAAUAUGCUCCGUACUACAGCUACAGCACUAUUAUUAUGGAAAUGAAGGAUAUGAUGUUGAACAAUAUGGGCACUGGUAUCAAUUACGCUGCCGUUCCAGAGGUCGUAACGGUCCCUCUUCUCAAUCCCGAGGGCACCUUUUCAACACAUGAAAUUCCAUCUAGUUCUGUUUCUAGUGUAAGUGCCAGCGACGAUCAAGACAGUAUUUUUUCUAAAACAUCCUCGCGUAACAGUCGUAUUGAUGAUAAAAAGUCACCAACACAGCAAGAAGUUCUUGUAGCGCUGAAAAAACGACUGGAACAGUCAACAGUACCAUUAUUCCCACGGCACCGGCUACGAAUGCUAUCUAAACUUGCCGAGGGAGCAUUUGGAUCGGUCUAUGUAGCUGAAGCUGAAGGGAUUCCAGAGUAUGGUACUAAUUCUAAUACACUUGGCAAAAGACUUGUCGCUGUAAAAUUUUUACUGCCUGACGCCAGUGAAAAAGAAAAACUCGACUUUCAACGUGAUGUAAGAAUUUUAGCGGCAUUAGAAGAUGUCAACAUAGCUCGAGUUUUAGGAGUAUGUUGUCGCGAAGAACCUUAUUGUGUCGUAAUGGAAUAUUUAGAACACGGUGAUCUUUGUCAAUUUUUAAAGACUCAUAUUACUGUCGAAGAUGCACAUUCAAUGCCACAUGGUGUGAAAACCCUUAGCUUUAACUGUCUUAUUUAUAUGGCUGCCCAAAUCGCAUCAGGGAUGCGAUAUUUAGAAAAUUUAAAUUUUGUUCAUCGUGAUUUAGCUACUAGGAAUUGUUUAGUUGGUAAGGCGUAUCUUAUUAAAAUUUCUGAUUUUGGGACAGACAAUGAAUUAUAUGCUGGUGAUUAUUACCAAGUUAGUGAUGGUGCAUUAUUACCAGUACGUUGGAUGGCCUGGGAAUGUGUUUUCUUGAGGAAAUAUACAACCAAAAGCGACGUUUGGGCCUUUGCGGUAACGCUUUGGGAAAUUCUAAAUCUUGGUCGACAUGUGCCGUAUGAAGAUUUAACAGACGAAGAAGUUGUUGAAAAUCUUGAACAAUUGCAUACCGAAAAUGAUAAUUGUAAUAGUGGUAGAAAUGAAAAUGAUCCAAAAGUACGUGUGCUAUUCGAAUAUUUACCAAAACCGAAAACAUCUAGUAAAGAUAUUUAUGAUUUGAUGUUGGAAUGCUGGAGACGAGAUGAAAAUAGUCGUCCAACUUUCCGUGAAAUAUCACUAUUUCUUCAGAGGAAAAAUCUUGGCUAUGCACCAACUUGUUAAUAAUAUUUUUUUAAAAUAUGUUCGAUAUUUAUGAAUUGAACGAUCACAAGGAUGCAUGAUUAGAACUGUACCAUAAUUAUAACAAUUAUUUUUAAGGAUUAAAAUAAUAAUAGUCAUAAAAAGUACUUAUUAAACAUGCACUCAACGCAUUUAAACGAAGCAAAUAAUUGAAAAAUAGUGAAUUAAAAAGAGAAUACAUAAAGUGGCGACAAAAAAUUCACUAUUUUUUUCGAAUCAUAUAUGAAGAUAUGAUACUUUUUAAUGUUUCAAGGGCCGUUUUCAAAAAUUAGUCCGAUAGAAAAAUUUUUGGGAGUCACUCAAGAUUUUUUUUUUAUUUUUUUAAAUCUCGAAGAAUUUUUUUUUCUUAAAGUUGACAUACUAGAAAAUAAAGAGAAUUAAUUUUUUAUGAUUUUGAAAUUUUCAAAAAAUCUUGAACAAUCCCAAAGAAUUUUUGGAUUUGACUGAUUUUUGCGGAGGACUCCUAAAAUAUGAUAAAUUAACAUACUUUUACAGACUUGAAAAAAAGUAGUUAGUUUUUCCACGACACUAAUAUAAAUAUCCAUGGGUCAUUCUACCAACAAAUUGUUAUUAAGCGUAACUCACCGUUUUUAAUUUUAUGGAGGUAUUUUUUGCAAAAAAAAAAAAAAAAAUGUUUAGUUUUAUUUAACUUCUUAAUGUUCGAUCAUACUUUUGCAAAGAUUCAAUAAAAUUCUUGUAUUUUGAUUAUUUAUUUAUUUAUUUUGAAACGAAAAUUACUUUGAUAAAAAAUAGAAACGUCACAAAAGAUGAUUGGAGUUUAGAUUUGAACAACUUUUUUUUGAUCGAAUGACCCAUGUAAAUUUUUGCAAAUGCGUAAAAUUGUUGCGCAGAUUAGUAUGUAAUUUUUUUUCAAACUGACAUUCGUAAUAAGUAAACUAAGAAAUUUUAUGACAUAAGCUUCGGGAAAUUAAAUGAUCGAUAGAGAUGAUCGAGUUACAUAUCUUGUUUAUAAAUAUUUUUUUUUUAAUUGAAAACUAAUACAUAAAAUAUAUAUAAAGAACGUGAAGAAAUAGCUCUGAUGAAAAUAUAUCGUUAUUAUAGUGUUAAUUUAUAUGAAAAAUUGCAAUAAAGUUAUUGUAUUGUGAUUUUAAAGACCGCAAUAGCCGUAAAUAAUGUAAACUAUAAAAACAAAAAUAUUUCUCAAUGUUAAAUUUUCAAAACUGUUUUGAAUGGAAAAAUUUGAUUUCUUCAUGUCACUAUGAUCAGAAAAUCAUGAGUGUUUACGUUAAUGUUAUCAUCAAUAACAUAACUAUGAAUUUGUAUAUAUUAGAUGGGAUCAACUAUAAAAGUACCUUUCAUAAAUUAUUAUAAUUCAGAUUAUACUAAAAUAUAUCACAAAACAACGAAAAGUUAAAGAUGAUUAUUUACAAAAAUUAUUCAUAUUGCAAUUAAAUUAUUAAAUUUUAACGAUAUUGUUAUUUUGCUUGAAAUAACUUUUAAUUUAAUAAAAUCAUUUUAUAAACCGUGUCGUUAAUUUAACUCGAAUUUAUUUAGGUAAAUUUCGGAGAAGUCUAAUUUUUUCGUUGUUUUAUGGCUUUAGUAGAUGUGUUUAUAUCUUUUUAAACUAUUUGAGAAAGUAAUAUUAAUAUAUUACAGUGGCUGUAAAAAGUAAUUUUUCUAUACUUAAUUCUUAUCAAGUAACUCUUAAGUACUAAAAAAAAUCCUCUCAGAAAAACAGUUCGAUCUCUUAAUUCUACGAGAGGCUCAUUGAGAUUUCGUUUUCCCAUUUAGAUAACACGUAAAAAAUUCUUUUUCUCUGAACAGAGCUACUUAAUUUUUUUUUUAAUUCUUAAAAACAUGUUUUUGACGGAAGCCUAAUAUGUUUUUCUUUUUAAUUUAAAUCGAUUUGAUUUUGUAACUUGUAUCUUCUUAUUACUUAUGCUGUGAUUAGUUCGUCGAGUUGAAUAAUGACCGCACAUACUUUUUUUUUCUCAAUGAAGAAAUCUACCUUCCACUAGUGUGAUUUUACUUUUUAGAUAUUUUUCCUUCAAUUGUUACACAAGACUAAUAAUAAGUUAACUUAUUUCUGUAAAUUUUGAGUUAACUUUAAUUAAUUUCUAUCUUUCUCUCAGUUCUAUAGCUUCUUUAUGGAUGACUCUAUUUUCCAUUUAAUAAUUCAACAUUUUAUGGUUGAAACAUUAUCAUGUAAACGUAUAGUAGGCUGUAAGGUAGUUGAUAAGAACGUUGUAAAAAUCGUGUUUUAAAGGAAAAUAUAUACAUAUUGAUAUUUAUCGUAGCACUCAA